AUGGAUAAACAGGAAUUGCCAACAUCUGUGGCGCCUCCUGGGGGCAUCUCAAAACCAACAAGACUAACCCCUAUUGUAACUAAAAUAUUGUCUGCUAGUUGUAUUUUAGCCAGCUUGUUUCUUUUCUUUUCCUCCUCUAAAGUCCAUGAUUUCAAGUACUCGACCAACUCAUUUCCAAUCUUUGAAUUUGCCGAUGACUCGUUAUGUCCUGUUAGCACCAAGGUGGUUCCGGAAAAUUACGACGCGCUUGAAAAUACCAUCAACACCAUUCUUCAUGAUAAAACUUUUAGAAAUGCUUCGGCUGCCAAGUUAGGAGGUGCCGUGAAAAUCCCAACUGAAGUCACCGAAGAGUGGCGCGAUAUUUAUGGUGAACAUUUCAAACCAUUUGGAGACUUGCACCAAUACUUGGCUGACACUUUCCCAAAAGUUCAUGCCAAUUUGAAAUUGGAUAAGGUUAAUACAUAUGGACUUGUUUACACUUGGGAAGGCUCCGACAGCGACUUGAAACCUAUUUUGUUGACGGCACACCAAGAUGUUGUUCCAGUGGAGUGGGCGACAGAAGAUAAAUGGUCAUACCACCCUUAUUCUGGAUAUUAUGACGGUGAAUUUGUUUGGGGAAGAGGGUCCUCUGACUGUAAGAACUUGUUGGUUGGGUUAUUGGAAACCAUGGAAUUAUUACUCGAAGAAGGUUAUCAACCAAAUAGAACCCUUGUGUUGGGCUUCGGGUAUGAUGAAGAAGCCAUGGGUGAUUUAGGAGCUGAACAGAUUGCAGGGUUCUUGGAAGACAGAUACGGUAAAGACUCUUUCUAUGCUGUCAUUGAUGAAGGGAAUAGUGGGUUCUUCAAAACGGAAGAUGUUUUUCUUGCCAUAAUUGCCACUGGUGAAAAAGGAUAUGUCGAUAGCCACAUCACUUUGAGAACCCCUGGUGGCCAUAGUUCUGUGCCCCCAGACCAUACUUCUAUUGGGAUCCUUUCUCAAUUGGUGAAUGAAAUCGAAGACACUCCAUUCGAGCCAAUUUUAUCCAACAUUAACCCUCAUUUUGGCUAUUUGCAAUGCUUUGCCUCACAUUCUAAUAACAUCGACAAGAGUUUGAAAUCCAAUAUUUUGAAAGCUGGUAUGGAUAGCGAGGCCAAUGCCGCGAUCGUCAAGUUCCUUCAUGAAGAUAUUGCUACCAGAUACUAUAUUCAAACUUCGCAGGCCAUUGAUAUCAUCCAGGGAGGUAUCAAGUCGAAUGCCUUACCGGAAUCUGUGACCAUCGUUGUGAACUCCCGAAUCUCUGUGGAUUCCAACGUCGAAGAAACCGUCGAUAAGCUCACUACAAACGUUUUAAAAGUGGCUGAGGAAUUCGAUUUGGGAGUGGUGGUCGACGAAAAGAUUAUUAGACCAAUCACUGACAAUGGGUAUUUCAACUACACUGCCACUGCUCCAUUGGAAGCGGCUCCAAGUACUCCAUGGAGCGGGGAUGUUUGGGAUACGUUUACUGGUAGUUUGAGAUUUUUUUACGAAGAUGUGAUGUACUCGGACCAGUUUGAUGGUAAGCCAGUGAUCUCCACUCCAGGGAUGAGUACUGGGAAUACCGAUACUAAGAGCUACUGGAACUUGACUUCCAAUAUUUACAGAUACAUGCCAGGAGAAAUGCAAGAUGAUGCAGAAAUGUCUGGAGGAAUCCACAGUGUCAAUGAAAAUGCUUCCAUGGAGGCUCAUUUGAACGUCAUUGCGUUUUAUUAUCUUUAUUUGAGAAAUAUCGAUGUUUCCACCCAUUUCGAUAAACAGUGA
This is a messenger RNA of Saccharomycopsis crataegensis, 1776 nucleotides long. RefSeq names its product M20 family metallopeptidase. Lineage: Eukaryota; Fungi; Ascomycota; Saccharomycetes; Ascoideales; Saccharomycopsidaceae. Gene Ontology annotation, cellular component: fungal-type vacuole lumen. The transcript has a single exon. The record is from RefSeq and is a predicted model, not a curated record. Gene Ontology annotation, molecular function: metallocarboxypeptidase activity. The coding region runs from base 1 to 1776 and encodes 591 amino acids.